GAGACUUUCAGUCCUUUUAACUUAAGACGUGGAAAGCUACAAACGGCACGUCUGAUUUUCUUCUGAAUAACUUUUGUCGGGACAGUAUGAGUGUUAGACUCACAGAAGGGGCAAUUGAGGCCCUGUUCAAAGGCACUUCAAUUUCUAAUACAGUGCUCCAGUUGUUGAACUUCAAAAAGAUUGGUGGGGAUGACUUACCAAGGAUUCGACUUAUUUUGAGUGACGGGGUGCACAGUUCAGCAUCCUUUCUGCUUGCGACACAACUAAACCAUCUUUUUGACGAGAAUCAAUUGGAACCGUACUGUGUGUGUUUGUUAAAAAAAGUUAUUGUCAAUAAUUUAAAAGAUGGAAGACCUGUGAUUAGUGUACUUGAUGUGGAAGUUCUCAAGUCAGCUGGUGAAAUUGGAGAGAAGAUUGGAAAUCCUGUGCUGUACAAUUCAAAUCUGCCCUCAUCUCAAGAGGGGGCAUAUUCUGGUACCCCUCCCACAACACCUCAAGUUGAACAAGGAAACUCCUUCAGCCCAAAGAGCAAUAAAACAUCACCACAGAAGCCUCUCCCAAGUACCCCUCCCUCCACAUCUACUUCAGAGUAUAGAAAAUUCAACUUCAAGAAUAAAACCCCAUCACCACAGAAGGCUUUCCCAAGUAGCCCUCCUUCGACAUCCAAAGCAAGACCUGGACCCUACACUCCAUCUCCCUCCAAAGGAAGAGGCCGAGGUUUCACAGGGAAGUCCCCCAUGAAGAGUGCAGACUCCUCGCCAGGUUCUCCUGCUAAAGUCAUUCCCAUUUCAGCGCUGAACCCAUAUCAGAGCAAGUGGACGGUCAGAGCCCGAGUCACUAAUAAGUCUAAAAUUCGGACUUGGAGUAACUCAAAAGGAGAGGGGAAGCUGUUCUCAUUUGAAAUAGUGGACCAGAGUGGAGAAAUCAAGGUCACUGCUUUCAACAAAGAAGUGGACAAGUUUUACACUCUACUGGAGCAAGGCAAGGUGUACUACAUUUCCAAGGCGACGCUAAAGGUGGCCAAUAAACAGUUCAACACGCUGAGCCAUGAGUACGAAAUGACGCUGCACGCAAACUCCUCCAUUGUGCUGUGUGAUGACAGCCAUGAUGUCCCCGAUGUCCACUGCCACUUUGUGCCCAUCUCCGAACUGGAGCAAAGGGAAAAAGAUACAAUACUCGAUGUCAUCGGCGUGUGUAAGAGCGCGGAGGAAGUGUCGAGGGUCACCACUAAAAGCAGCAGAGAGGUCUCCAAAAGGGCCCUCAGCCUCAUGGACUCCAGCGGGAAGGUGGUGACUGCAACGCUCUGGGGAGAGGAGGCUGAGAAGUUUGAUGGCUCUGGGCACCCAGUUGUUGCCAUCAAAGGAGCGCGCUUGUCUGAUUUCGGGGGCAGAUCUCUUUCUGCUUUGUUCAGCUCCACAAUCUUGGUCAAUCCAGACAUUCCUGAGGCGUUUAGAUUAAGGGCCUGGUUCGACCAAGAAGGCCAUGCGGUCGACAGCCAAUCCUUGACAGAGAUGCGGUCGAUGGGCAGCGGCGCAAAGAUGAACUGGAAAACACUGAGCGAUGUUAAGACUGAGCAUAUGGGACACGGAGAGAAGGCGGAUUACUUCAGCUGCGUGGCUACAGUGGUGUACAUCCGGAAGGAGAACUGUCUGUACCCGGCCUGUCCCUCCUCAGACUGCAACAAAAAGGUCCUAGAUCAACACAACGGGCUUUACCGCUGCGAGAAAUGUGACCGCGACUACCCCAACUUUGAAUACAGACUCUUGCUUUCAGCGAACUUGGCCGACUUCGGGGAUAACCAGUGGGUGACGUGUUUCCAGGAGACAGCCGAGGUCCUGUUGGGGCACAGUGCACAGCGUCUGGGCCGGCUCAGAGACACAGACGAGGAAGCGUUUAACCAAGUCUUCCAGAAAGCCAACUUCACAACGCACAUCUUUAAAAACAGAGUGAAGCUGGAGACGUACAACGACGAGACUCGGGUGAAGGUAACCGUGUUGGAAAUCCUCCCCGUGGACCACAAAGAGUACAGCCGCAGACUCAUGAGAAACAUCCACAAAAUGUCCGCCUCGACUUGACCCCCCUCAGUGAAACGGGGGUGAAUCAGAGCUGGUCAUGUGACUCUGGUCCAGUUUUUUUUCUAUCUGAGAACGCAACAGCAGCUAGAGGCUGAGAGUGUGAUUCAUCAAAGAAAAUGACAGCCAAACAAGAGACUGGUAUUUACUGUUCAUUUGUGUUCACCGACCAUCUGUGGUACACGGUGGAAACGACUUAUUUGAAGUUUAAAGUGGGUCAGUGCCAAGGCAUAGUCGUACAUAACAGAAGUUGCACUAGUAUCAUUUAAUAGAUUUGAAUCUUUUACCACUGUUGUUUUAAGCAAUUUCUCGUCUUAAGUUAAGGAACAGCAAAUGACAAAAAAACGGUUAAAGGACUUACAUCAUUCUCAACACUUAAAUAGAGAUAUUCAGAAUACAAGCAUGUGUUCAAAGGGAUGAUGUGUCACUUUUUUAUUUGUAAUCGUGUUAGAGUUGCUUAUUUUUGUGGAUUUUUAUAAGUAUGUUUGAAGAAUGUUACAAUAAUUAUUUAACAGUGUGAUCAUAUUUGAAGUGUUCUGGGCCCCUUAAAUACUGAACAAAUGUGUGAUUAAAGGAGGCUUUCUCUUA
Periophthalmus magnuspinnatus is the source of this 2660-nucleotide messenger RNA. RefSeq names its product replication protein A 70 kDa DNA-binding subunit-like. Gene Ontology annotation, biological process: telomere maintenance via telomerase; nucleotide-excision repair; DNA replication. The transcript is spliced from 19 exons. NCBI's taxonomy places the organism in Eukaryota, Metazoa, Chordata, Actinopteri, Gobiiformes, Gobiidae. Gene Ontology annotation, cellular component: nucleus; DNA replication factor A complex. The record is from RefSeq and is a predicted model, not a curated record. The coding region runs from base 87 to 2075 and encodes 662 amino acids. Gene Ontology annotation, molecular function: damaged DNA binding; single-stranded telomeric DNA binding.